AUGAUACGCGAGUCAGUCCCCCACCCUUGCAGGUCCCUAGUCCCCCAGCCUCGCAGGUCCCUGGUCCCUAGUCCCACAGCCUCGCAGUCCCCCAGCCUCGCAGGUCCCUGGUCCCUAGUCCCCCAGCCUCGCAGGUCCCUAGUCCCCCAGCCUCGCAGGUCCCUAGUCCCCCAGCCUCGCAGGUCCCUAGUCCCCCAGCCUCGCAGGUCCCUAGUCCCCCAGCCUCGCAGGUCCCUAGUCCCCCAGCCUCGCAGGUCCCUAGUCCCCCAGCCUCGCAGGUCCCUAGUCCCCCAGCCUCGCAGGUCCCUAGUCCCCCAGCCUCGCAGGUCCCUGGUCCCCCAGCCUCGCAGGUCCCUGGUCCCCCAGCCUCGCAGGUCCCUGGUCCCCCAGCCUCGCAGGUCCCUGGUCCCCCAGCCUCGCAGGUCCCUGGUCCCCCAGCCUCGCAGGUCCCUGGUCCCCCAGCCUCGCAGGUCCCUGGUCCCUAGUCCCCCAGCCUCGCAGCCUCGCAGGCCCUGGUCCCUAGUCCCCCAGCCUCGCAGGUCCCUGGUCCCCCAGCCUCGCAGGUCCCUGGUCCCUAGUCCCCCAGCCUCCCUGGUCCCUAGUCCCCCAGCCUCCUCCCAGGGGUAG
Molecule: messenger RNA, 627 nt
Organism: Osmerus eperlanus (European smelt)
Lineage: Eukaryota; Metazoa; Chordata; Actinopteri; Osmeriformes; Osmeridae
Product: small proline-rich protein 3-like
Exons: 4
Coding region: 1-627 (208 amino acids)
Source: RefSeq, a predicted model, not a curated record